Stylonychia lemnae is the source of this 2034-nucleotide messenger RNA. The record is from the annotation of a GenBank genome assembly. NCBI's taxonomy places the organism in Eukaryota, Ciliophora, Spirotrichea, Sporadotrichida, Oxytrichidae.
AUGCACUAGGAUAAAUCAAAGUUAGUUUUUGAUAACUUGUUCGAUCGUAAAUUUGAGUUAAAGUCUAUAAAAAAUUCAGAAUACGUCGAUAUACUCCCAGAUGAUUGCUAAAUAUUUUCUGAACUCAAAUUCUCAUACAAUAAGAAUUAUCAAACUGAUAAGGAGACUGUAGUUUAUAUGGGGCUCUUUGAAGGGAAACUAAUAAUUUUUAAAGAACUUGAAAAUACAUACUUAGAAUAUAGAGCUGAUGAGUAUUUGGAUAUAGAUUUUUGCUAUAUGAAUGUCUACUACAAUAACCAUUCGUAAAUUAAGGAUGAAAUAGAGAAGAUAACUCUCUAGAGAAAUAAGUCUACAUUUUAAGUUUAUAAUAAUGAUUCAAGCGAAUUAAAAAUAUGGAUAAGAUUUCUUAACCAUUACGUUGUAAGAAUCGACAAACCUCAUCAAUACUAAAUUUUGAAUGCUUUAGGAAGUGGGGCUAACGCCGAAGUAUUCAAAGUGGAAAAGCUAUAAUCCAAUAAUUUUAAAAGUAAAAAAGAUAAAAUCAAACUUUACGCUCUCAAAGUAACUAAUAAAAGAUCUUUCGAUGAUUUGUCAAGACUCACUAUGUUGAUGAAAGAUGAAAUAAGUGUUCAUCGAGCCUUAAGACAGUGCUAGAGCGCUCUUUAACUCAAAAAAGUCUAUGAGAGUAAUAAGAAAAUCUAUAUGCUCGUAGAAUAUCAAGAAGGUGGCACUUUGUUUGACUUAAUAAAGGAUAAUAUAUAGUUAUAGGAAAAGGAUCUAUAAACAAUAAUCGCUUAACUUCUGCUAGGUUUAGAUUUUAUGCAUUCAAAGAAUUUAAUCCAUAGAGAUAUCAAACUUGACAAUAUACUGCUAAAUUCUAAUUAAGAGGGUGUAUAUGAGAUAAGAUUAGCUGAUUUUGGAUUAGCGAAGUAACUAUAACCAAAUGAAUUUAUAUACCAUAAGUGCGGAACUCCCACCUAUAUAGCACCCGAGAUAUUGAGAGAUAAAGGUUACAGCGUUAAAGCGGACAUUUUUAGCCUGGGCUCAGUAAUGUUUAACUUAGUAUCCGGUUAGUAUCUAUUUCCUCACAAUUAAUAAUACAAUCUCCUGCUUGCCAAUAAAGAAUGCGAUAUUAGGCAUGUGCCCUCUUAAAUUAAAUAGAUAUCAGCAGAGGGAUAAGAUCUCCUAAUGAAAUUGAUAGAGCCAAAUCCAGCAAAAAGAUUGGAUGCUAAGUAGGCUCUAAAUCAUCCAUGGUUUAAAAAAGAUAAGGAAGCGCUUCAGGAAGCUCUUAAGAUAAAUUCAGAACUUAGCAGUAUGACUUUAUAGAAAAGAUCUUUCAUCAAUUCUUCCUUCUUCAGAGAUACUAAGGAAAUCACAAAAAAUGAAACUGAGGAUUUCAACUCAAGAUAGCUUAGAAAUCAUGGAACUUCUGGAUUAAUAAGUUAAAGUUCAUUCUUUUAAAAUAAAUCAAGAUUUGGAAGUCAAAGUAGGAAUGGCUCAAAAGACUCUAAAGAGAGUGUCAAUUACUAUAGUUUAUUAUAGGCUCAUAGAAACAGACCAACCUCGUAGAGACCAGCUCAGAAAGUAAGAUCCAAGUUCUCAGAGAUGUAAUUUAGUAACAAAAGUUAAGAAUCUAAUAGAUCUAGCUAAAAAAAGUUGAGAAGAAAUAGAAGUUAUUUUGCAGAGGAGGAAAAAAAUAGAGAAUUAGUAGUCUAGAAAAAGAAGAGUCAGUUUAUGAGGGCUAUUGAUGAUAGUAACAUGCAAAAGUUGGUUGCUUAAAAUAAUCAAGUUAUAGAUCUUUAGGUCUCACAUGCUUCAGGCUCUGAGAAUUCAAUUCAUGAUCUAAAAGAUAAAAAUUUGCUUGAUGAAUGGAAUGUCUCGGACUAUGAUGCAGAUGAAUAGAUAGAAUAAACUAGAGAAAUUACUGAAAUAAGUGAUACUAUCGGGUCUUCAAGAAGUAAAAAGUUUUUAUAGAACAAAUCAGCCACUUAGGUUCGUAGAAUAUUUUUUGAUAGUAACAAUAUUCAAGAAUGA